Messenger RNA from Naegleria lovaniensis, 1641 nucleotides. RefSeq lists its product as uncharacterized. The transcript is spliced from 2 exons. Lineage: Eukaryota; Heterolobosea; Eutetramitea; Acrasida; Naegleriidae. The record is from RefSeq and is a predicted model, not a curated record. Bases 1 to 1641 code for a protein of 546 amino acids. Gene Ontology annotation, molecular function: zinc ion binding.
AUGCGCUGUGAAAUCGUUUGUUCCGUUUGCUCGCAAUUGGGUGAUCACGAACUUGCCACUCAACAAUGCAGCAGUUGUCAAAACUCUUUUUGUGACUUUCAUGGAAAAAAGCAUCUGGAACGCUAUCCUCAACAUGAUUUGACUUCAAUGUACGGAGCUUGUGUCGAAAACCUCUCUCAUGUAUGUCCUUACCACCUUAUACCUGCUAAUACUUAUUGUCGGACUUGUGAAGCGUUAAUCUGCUCGUCGUGUGGACUGAGUCAAGCUCACAAAGGACAUUCAUGUGAAUUGAUUGAAGAGGUUGUAGAACAGGAGAGAUGGUGUCUCAAACAACAAGUGACAUUAUUGGCUAAGAAUAUUUCUCAAUGGGUUCAAGAACACUCGUGUGACGAAGUGAUAUUGAACUAUGAACUUUUCGAAAUUGAAAAGAAAGAAAAAGCAUCAAGGGAGCAAGUAAAGUCAUUCUGUGAUAAUGCAAAGAGAAUGAUUGAUCAACGAGGUCAGGAAUUGGAAGAACGAAUCAAUGAAUUGUGUCAGGAAGGAACUGAUGCACUACGAAGCAUAUUAGGGUUAAAAGAAGCUCAAGCAGACCUGAAAAGAACCUUUGAAGACAUGGAAUCCCUUGGAUCUUUUGCACUGCUAGAAGCAAAAACAACCAAAUUUGUUCAAGUUGAAAGACAGUUCAACAAAUUGAAAAACAACUAUUCAGGACAUUUUGAAAAGCUUCAUCAAGUGCAAGUGGAAGGAUUAGAGGAAGGUUUACAGGAAUUGCAAAAGAAACUAUCAUCCAUUGGAAACGUCAAGGCCCAUAAUUUUAGUGUCACAUUUUCAAAUUUAGGAGCAGAAGGAGCCACAGGACCUACAAAUAUUGGGACACAUUACUCAGACCAACUAUUUCUUCAUGGUAAGGUGACGCACCGAGAUGGUAUUCAGCAGUGGAAAGUACCAUUUGAUGGAGACUUUGUAAUAACAGCUGCUGGAGCAGCAGGGGGUUCCAAUCCAUACAAAACUUCGAUUCGUGCUGGCUACGGUGCAGAAGUGAGAGGUGUAUUCCAUCUCACUAAAGAAACAAUAUUAUCAAUAUUGGUGGGACAAAAAGGAGGAGAUGCAAAAGGUUCUGUGUAUGGAGGAGCAGGUGGUGGCGGAGGAGGUACCUUUGUCGUUCAAUCACCAACCAACACUCCCUUACUUGUUGCUUCUGGAGGAAAUGGAUGCAAUUAUGGCAAUUGGAAAACUAACGGUCCUGGAGGAAGAGGUCCUAUGACAAAUGAGAACUACAGUGUUGAGAAACCUUCCCAGAGUGAUCGAGGAGGAGGUGGUGGUGGAUUUACCUGCUCGGGAAAGAAUGGGCAGUUCAAUACACAAGGAGGAUGUUCUUUUCUGAAAGGGGGUAAAGGAGGUACUCAUUCACACUUUCACUAUGGGGCAGACGGUGGAUUUAGAGGAGGGGGAAGCGCCUUACACGAGGGAGGAGGAGGUGGUGGUUAUGUUGGUGGAAGUGUUGUGACUCAAAAUCUAUGCGAUGCGGUAUUUCCAACCAAUGGUGCCGUUUCUUACAACUCUGGAACGAACCAACAAGCAAGAGAAGAUUAUAACAGUGGACACGGUUACGUCAUUAUCACAAGCGAACAGCUGGGCUGA